UCAUCGGGUUUAAUAAGUGAGUCAAACACUCGGAGAGUCUGAGGUUUGCUCUACUACCUGUACAAAACGAUUUAGCUCCCGACGAAUAUAGGCUGUGACAGCGUGUGCGGUCGACGCGCCGCUGCUACGCCUCUGGAAAUCCGCACUUCUCCGCCUAUAUCUCCUGGUCGAAUCCCCCAAUCAGGUAGGCGCGGAGCACCGGCUGCACGGCAUUCACAUGCACUCACACCCCCUUUCUCUCUUGGUUUCGGUUGAACACGAAGUUGACGGCGACGAUCUUCUUUGUUUGGUUUUCGUUCGUGCAUGGCGUCAUCGCCGAACCAAUUAGGGUUUUCACUCACUUUCCGUUAAUUUACCGUUGAAUUUUCUGAUUUCCCUUUUCAUUUUGCUUUGUUUGGUUGCUAAGAAAACUAAGGACGAGAGAAGAAAAACUUUCUGAAGCUUAAGUUUUGCACAUUCUCUUCUUGAGAAAAAUUCGUAAGGCCGAUUCGAUUGCUUAUUAUUUUGGGGACCCUUGGUUAAAAGGCCUAGUUGAUGCAGUUUGUGGGGUACUGCUAAUUAUUGUUUUCCGACAUUGCUGCUGAGCUUGUUUCAUUUUGACAUGGGUUCCUCGGAUCCAAAUGGCGAGAAAGCACUAGUGCCAAAGGAAGAGAUGCUAGAUUUUGAGUUCCCACCAGAUACCUUGUACUCAAGGCAUGCCGGGGACAAUGUUGCAAGCUCAUCGGGAAGCAAUAUAAGAUCAUUCUUUAUAGGAAUGGGAUUCUUACCAUCCCUUGUUGACAAAGUGGUCGAAGAAAAGGGUACGUUAUGUAUUUUUGUUCACGGGUGUCUUCUUGUAUAUCUAGGUGAAGACAACGUUGACUUGUUGUUGGAAACUCUAUUUGCACAUUCUGCUCUUGAAAAACCAAGUUCCGAAUCAUCAGAUUCUCUCGAUAGCUUGUUUGAUGACAAGGAAGCUAGCAGUCCUGUCAUUCAACCAAAAGAGGAGCCUGAUGUACAUAAUGGAGUCAAUGAUGACAAAAGAGCAUCCUUACUGAUGAUGAAGUUCUCUGUAAAUGAAGUUGAAUUUGCAAUCGAUAAGCUUGGUGAAGAUGCUCCAAUAAAUGAAUUAGUGGAUUUCAUAACUGCUGCCCAAAUAGCUCAAGAACUUGAAAAGGAUACAGAUGAUACAACUCUUGAUGAUGAAGUUAGAAAUGAGGAUACUAAUAAUGAAGCCUUGUUUGGGACUAUGGAAAAAACACUGCGUUUGCUUGAGAUGGGUUUUUCAGACAAUGAAGUUUCGUUAGCGAUCGAGAAGUAUGGUGUGGAAGCUCCACUUUCGGAACUUGCUAACUCAAUAUUUGGUGAUCAAAUUGGCUAUCCAAAAAAAAAAGUUGCUAGUAGCUGUGUUGGAAGAGAAAAGGUUUUAGUUCAUUCUGAUGCUGAGUAUACUUCAAAUGCUUUUGGCACAGUAAAAGUGAAGACAGAGGAUUUUGGUUCAGAUGCUGUUUCUCAUUUAAGAAAUAUCAAUGUAGAGCAAACCUUUAAAGGAAAAAAGCCAAAACAAGAGCGUUCUGAUGACUUUCCUGUUGGUGUUUCUCAGUCUAGGCGUAUUGAUUUUUGGGAAAAUUGUAAAGGGAAAAGACUGAAACAGGAGUAUCUUGAUGACUCAAGUUCUUUUGUCGACACUACAUGGGUGGAAGAAAAAGUUGACCCGAAAAUCACCAAAUGUGGAAGUUCAAAUCUAUUCAAAGCAAAUCCGUGCAAGAGUGUUGAUCGAAUGGUAGCUAAACCUCCAUAUUUCUUUUAUGGAAACACAGUGAAUGUGUCUCAUGACUCUUGGGCAAAAAUUUCCCAGUUCUUGUAUGCACUUGAGCCUGAAUUUGUUAAUACUCAGUCUUUCUCGGCCUUGAGUAGAAAGGAAGGCUAUGUACACAAUCUUCCCACUGAGAAUAGGUUUCACAUCCUUCCAAAGUCUCCGAUGACCAUUGAAGAUGCUAUACCACAUACAAAGAAAUGGUGGCCAUCAUGGGAUACAAGGAAGAAGAUGACCUGCAUCAGUUCUGAAACUAGUGGAACAUCUCAGCUCUGUGAUAGGUUUGGAAGGAUACUAACUGAUUCCCGAGGACUGCUUUCAUCUGAACAGCAGAGAGAGAUCCUCCAUCAUUGCCGGACUUUAAAUCUUGUAUGGGUUGGUCAGUACAAGUUGGCUCCUGUUGAACCUGAACAUAUAGAGUGUAUUCUAGGCUACCCAUUGAAAUACACUCAAGCUGCUGAGAAUAGCUUAAUAGAAAGACUUAAAUUACUCAAAUACAGCUUCCAGACGGACACAUUGGGCUAUCAUCUCUCAGCAUUGAAGUCAAUGUAUCCAGGAGGGUUAACAAUGCUGUCAUUAUAUAGUGGAAUCGGUGGGGCAGAAGUUGCUUUUAACCGGCUUGGCAUCCCUUUAAAAGGUGUUGUGUCUGUAGAGACUUCUGAAACAAAGAGGAGGAUUCUCAGAAGGUGGUGGCAAAGUAGUGAACAAACUGGGGAGUUGGUGCAGAUUGAAGACAUUCAGAGGCUAACAAGCAACAAGAUUGAGAGUCUCUUUAAAAAAUUUGGCGGUUUUGACUUUGUCAUUUGCCAGAACCCAUGUUUUUCUAGUUCUAAAACGGCUGCAGAAGAUGACACUCCCUCAUGUUUUGACUUCUCAUUGUUUUAUGAGUUUGUUCGCGUUUUGCAACGAGUAAGAAGUAUGACGGAAAGACGGGUGGGCAGACAUUAAGCUCUAUAUCGUUGCCAAGUGUCAUAGCUGAAGUCCGCAAAACAGACUGAAGAGGCAUGGGAAAUAAUCAUCUUUACUUAUUGAGGGUCACCUCCAUCAAGGCCCCAAAAAUACCAGAAACACCCAUGUUAAGAUUGCAGAGCCAUCAAAGGAAAGGGCCUACCACUUGAGUUGGUGCUUGAUAUGGACAAAAUGAUAGAGCUACUUCUGACGACGUAUGGCUUUGUCUUUUGCCUUAAAGUUUUUGCAUCUCUAUAAGUUGUUAGAAUUUGUUUUAUGCGAGACAAAAUCAUUAAAUUUGCACCCGGAAAAAAGAAGAGUUUUCUCAAAGUGCCAAAAUAGCUAAAAAGGAAUAUGUGAGUGAGAAGGGAAAGGGGAAAGAGUUGGGUUCUGUUGAGCUUGUGUGUCUCGUGAGUCUAUUUAAUACCAGCA
This is a messenger RNA of Corylus avellana, 3175 nucleotides long. It is a transcript of the gene DRM3, whose product is annotated as S-adenosyl-L-methionine-dependent methyltransferases superfamily protein. Gene Ontology annotation, cellular component: nucleus. The record is from RefSeq and is a predicted model, not a curated record. Gene Ontology annotation, molecular function: methyltransferase activity. NCBI's taxonomy places the organism in Eukaryota, Viridiplantae, Streptophyta, Magnoliopsida, Fagales, Betulaceae.